AAAGAAAAUGAUAUGUGUAUGUAACUGUCUUUUCUUUUCGUCCCCCAUGUCGAAACUACAUGAACACAAAAGCGCAUUUAUUCGUCAUCCCUACGAAGGAGUGUGAAAAAAAUAUGCUUGCACUUGUCGAAGAUAAACAAGUGUGUGUUUAUUCUUCUUGUUGACAUUUUUAAAAUACAUCCAGAGCGAAAUGAAGCAAGAUAUUUCAACCACUCUUUCCAAACUAGGUAUUAAGAAGAGCGGUGGUGUCGAAACUCAUACGUCAUCUCAAUCUUCUUUUACGGUUAUAUAAAUCUGUUGUCUGUUAAAAUCAUCAUAUGCUUUUUAUACAUCAAGCUGGCUAGAUAAUAAAAAAGAAAUUGUUUGUAUGUAUAAAAGACAAUAGUAGAGAAUAUUUUAACGUAAAGUGGUUUGGUGAGGUCACUUAAUGAGAGUAAUUGAUAAUCCAUAAAAAGAUAUUAAAGAACGCAAGAAGCAAUGAAGGGAGUUUUCUUGACCUUCAUCGUUGGCGUGUUAAUUUGUAUAACUACAGCAGAAAAUAUACCAAGGUAUUUCUCGCUCAACCAAUUUUAUCCAACAAAAGGUGAGAGAGAUCCAAGACUAAGCGAGACGAAAUCCAGUGGUGCUAUUCGUGAUGUUAUCAAACGUAACUCGCCAAGGUUUCGAAAAGUUUUAGUUCGAAACGCGAAUCAAGAAAUAGUUUUUCAUAACGAAGAUGCACGUUUGAUGACGUCACGAGCGAAAAGCAAGUUAGAUAUUUUGGCGAGUUUGACUCGAUCUCGAUGGAACAUGAACAUACGGGUAUUAAAAGCUUGGACAGAUGAUGUCAGUGCAGAUUUGCUCUCAUUGCAUUAUGAAGGUCGAGCCAUCAUAGUUCGGACAAAUGACAACAACAAUGGAAGAAUCAGUGAUUUAGCUAAGUUAGCUUUAGAGGCUGGAUUUGAUUGGGUUCACUAUAAAGACAGAGAUUAUAUCCACAUCAGUGUAAUUCCUGACGUAUGUCAAACAAAAUUGGAUCUUGCCAUUGUUGUUGAUACUUCAGGAAGUGUUGGUAUACACAAUUUCAAUAAAAUCAAAUUAUUUCUCAACAAACUCAUUGAUUUCUUUAACAUUGGUAUUGAUGAAACACACAUUGCUCUCAUCUCGUACUCUUACAGUGUCAAAGUAGAAUUUCCCUUAAAUCGAUACUACAAUAAAUGGGAUCUAAAGCAAGCGAUCAAUCGAAUGUGGUACCAAGGUGCCAACACAGCCACUGGUAAUGCUCUCAUUGCACUGAAACAGCAAACAUUUACUCUGCAAAAUGGAAUGAGAGAUGAUAAAAGUAUUCCAAAGAUCGGUAUUCUUAUGACUGAUGGAUAUUCAAAUGGAGGAAUGAGUGUAGCUCAGGCUGCUAGACAAGUGAAAGCUGCAGGAAUAAACAUGUUUGUUGUUGGUAUUACAAACAAUCCAAGACGAUCGGAAAUCAAUGCUAUUGCUAGUCCACCAAUCGAUGAGCAUUAUAUUGCAAUUGCAAGGUUUACAGAUUUGUCAAGCUUUGUUGAUCAAAUAAGUACUGUUUCAUGUGAUGAGGGAGCGCAAAUCUCACAAUGUGAAAAUGCUGAUACUGAUGUUGAUGGAGGUUCAUUUAAAUACUUCCGCGUUCAAGUCAAAAGUAGCGUUACAAUCGAAGUGCAGGAUAAACAAGGACAGAGCUUUCUGUAUGUAUCGUUUAAAUUGAAGAAUCCUGGUCCUCUGUCACAGGGAGAUAUUAUGAAAAAUGAGAAUCCAUUAUCACCGCGAACAAUCCCAAUAAAUAUUCCAUCAGGAAGUUCAAAGAUCGUUUACAUUGCUGUGCAGGGACAAAAGGAACAUAAUCAGUUCUCCCUUAGUAUUUGGGAUUCAUUAUUCCCUAAUCCGACCAUCACUAAAACUGUUGACGAGAAUCAAGUUUCCGGUGUGACUGUUGCACGAGUCCAAACAAAAAUUUCGCCAAAUAUGUUCAAGUAUUCCAUCAAAGAUGGAAAUAUUAAUAACCAUUUCCAAAUCGAUUCAAACUCUGGCGUUGUCAAAACAAAAGUGUCACUAGAUCGAGAAAAAAUCUCCAAAUAUCAACUUAGCAUUAUUGCACAGGAUGAGAAUGAGAAAUGUCACAAAGGAUUAAUGGUGCUUAUCGUAUACGUAGAAGAUAAAGAUGAUAAUAAACCAAAAUUUGAAAAAAGCCUCUACACAGCAAGUGUUUGGGAGGAUGUACCACAGAACCAGUAUGUAGUGAAGGUUCAAGCUACAGACCAGGAUGUUGGCAGUAAUGCAAAGUUAACUUAUGAAAUUUAUGAGCCUGCAGGUGACAAGAAUGUUUUCCAAAUUGACCCCGAUACCGGUGUUGUACGAACCAGAGCUACUUUAGAUUAUGAAACAAAAACAAGCUAUGAGUUGAAGCUGCGUGUGAGCGAUGGUGGGAAUACAAAAGACUACGGCUAUGCAACCCUUAAAAUUCAAGUACAGGACGUAAAUGAACCACCAUAUUUUACGCAACCGUCUUGUAUAUUAAGUCAGAAUUGUUUGUUCACCAUCAAAGAGAAUAAACCAGCUAAAUCAAAUGUUGGUCAAGUGAUCCAAGCAAAUGAUCCGGACACUAGAGCAAACUGUAGAUUAGAGUAUCAUAUAGUUUCCUUGGAUAACAAGUACUUCACCAUUGACAAAACAACCGGCGUAAUAACCACGAAAGAGGAACUUGACAGAGAAACGAAAGAAACGUACUCGUUAGACGUGAGAGUUUCAGAUUGUGGAACACCAAGGCUGUCUGCACAAAAAACAGUCAUCGUGAAAGCAUUAGAUGAGAAUGAUAAUCAUCCUGUCUUUCCUUACCCUUCUUACACACAACGUGUCCCAGAAGAUAAACUGGUAAAUAGUCGCAUUAUCAAACUUACCGCGACAGAUUUGGACGCGGGUGCAAGCGCUAGAAUAACAUACAGCAUAACAAAAACUGAUGCUACAAAUGUGUUUACUAUUAAUCCAUCGACUGGUGAGAUCGUUCUAAAAAGGCAAUUAGAUAGAGAAACAAAAGCAAAAAUAACGCUUGAAGUGACAGCCACCGAUGGUGGAUCACCUCUAAAAAGCACUCCAAUAAGUGUUGUCAUAAUUGUCACUGAUGUUAAUGACAAUAGGCCUGCAUUUAGUGGACCAACAGAUCAACAGGUUAAAGAAAACGUUGGCAAAGGAACUCAUGUUUUUGCAGUCACAGCUACAGAUGCUGAUGAGGGUUUAAACAAGAAAAUAAGAUUCUCGAUUGUCAGUGGCAAUAACGGAGGCGUGUUCAAAAUUUUUGAUUCUGGUCAAGUUGAAACAUCUGGUCAACCUGAUCGUGAGAAACAAGAAUAUUAUACUUUAAAGAUUAGAGCAAGAGAUUUCGGUUCACCUUCUCUGUACUCAGACCGAGAUUAUCGUGUGCAGAUCUUAGAUGAAAAUGAUAAUACACCAGUGUUUUCAAGAACAAGAUACAUUAAAACGGUCAAAGAAAAUGCGCCACAAAAUUCAGAUGUUAUCCAGGUUAGAGCAGAUGAUGCUGACAUAGGAACUAAUGCAGAAAUUAUCUUCUCUGUUGACUCGGGAAAUGACGGUAACAAAUUUAGCAUCGAUGCUUCGAAUGGCUUGAUAAAGUUGGUUGGAAAGUUAGAGUACGGUACAAAGAAUGUUUACCGACUGCGUAUCAAAGCUACUGAUAAAGGCACUCCAAGAACACUGACCGGAACUUCGAUUGUUGAUAUCACUGUUCAAGAUACGAACGACUUCAAACCUGUAUUUUCUAAAAACCAAUACACCAAACAAAUUGACGAAAACAUCAAAAUUAACACACCAAUUUUAAAAGUGUCGGCGAUAGAUCAGGACAGUGGUACUAGUGGACAAAUUAUUUAUACCAUAACACGACAAGAAAACGAUAACGCGUUUUAUAUCGAUUCAAACACAGGUCAGAUCUUCAAUAGAGGAAACAUCGACUACGAAACGCGACAAAGCUACCUUUUGACUGUUACUGCAAUCGAUAAAGGAGUUCCAGCGAAAUUUUCCACAGCAACUGUGAAUAUUCAAGUAAAUGAUCUUAAUGACAACACUCCUGUCAUGGCAAAUGUGGAGAAAUCCAUCUUGGAAGAUAAAUCUGUAAACUUUGUAGUACAUCAGCUUGUUGCUACUGACAAAGAUAGUGGCGACAACAAAGUUAUUGAAUACACCCUUAUCACUACUGGUGUUCCAUUUGCUGUCUCUAAAGAUGGUAGACUCAUUGUGUCAGGUGCACUUGAUCGUGAGACGCAAAGUGCCUAUACCCUUAACGUGCGAGCACAAGAUAAAGGCGUACCAUCAAGGUCGUCUACCGCAACUGUAGUUAUUCGCCUCGAUGACAUUAAUGAUAACACACCAGUGUUCGGUAAAAACAGCUUCGAUUGUUCAGUUUUUGAAAACGCGCCAAUUAAUACUCACGUAUGUUACGUGAAAGCCACAGAUCAAGAUAUCGGUACAAACGCGCAAAUCAAAUAUAGUUCCAGUGAUGAUUCCCUCUUUAAGAUUAACGUGAAUACUGGGGAAGUAACAACGGCAAAAAUUUAUGAUCGUGAAGUUGAUAGUGUGAAAUCUAUACGAAUAAAAGCACAAGAUCAGGGACGGUAUCCAAAGGCAUUAGAUGCAUCGGUGGGCUUAAAUGUUACUAUCAAAGAUGAGAAUGACAAUACACCUGAGUUUGGUAAACAAAAAUACACAUUCAAUAUCAAAGAAAACGAAAACGACGGAACCGACGUCGGAGAUGUUGGCGCUACCGACAGAGACACCCGCAGCAAUGCUGAUAUUGACUAUACGAUUACCAGUGGUCAUAUAUUUGGUGGAGUGGCAAGGUUCUCGAUCGUGAAGACCAGUAAUAACAAAGCCAUAUUGAAAGCUAAAAAACUGGACCGAGAAACUCGAUCAUCUUACAGUUUAACGAUUCGGGCUAAUGAUCGAGGCACGCCAUCAUUGUCAGCAACUGUGGUUGCCACAGUUGACGUUAAUGAUUUGAACGACAACAAACCGAUCUUCACUGAGAAUGUUUACACUAGCAAAAUAAAAGAAAGUGUAGGCGUUGGCACAUACGUGUUGAAGGUUUCAGCUUCAGACCGUGAUGCAGGUAGUAAUGCCGAAAUAGCUUACAAAUUCAUUAGCGGUACCAAUCAAGAUUAUUUUUCACUGGACGUGAAUAGUGGUGUAUUAACAACAGCUAAGAAGUUGGAUUACGAAACCAUUCAAGCGUACUCUUUCACUGUGACAGCAGAAGAUAAAGGUAGUCCGAAGAAUACCGACACUGCACAAGUUAAAAUCGAGAUUCUGAAUGUCGAUGACAACGCACCAAAGUUCGAAAAUAUAAGUCAAGUUGAGUUACCGGAAGAUAUAGGCGUCGGUCAACCGGUGGUUCAGUUUAAGGCCACAGACAAGGACGGGUCCACUUUGACGUUUAGCAUUAUUGGAGGAAACACCGAAAAUAAAUUUAUAGUGGACAGAAAUACAGGUUUAAUGAGCGUUAAUCAACCGCUUGAUCGUGAAACUACCGACAUUUAUAACGUCACCGUUCAAACGUCAGACGGCAGCAAAACGGCGCUGGCGCAUUUACCAAUUAAAGUAUUAGAUGUUAAUGACAAUCAACCAAUUUUUUCGAGCACAUCUUAUAGUGGAUCUAUUGAUGAAGAUGCUUCUUCUGGAACAUUUGUUUUUGCUGCUAAUAAAGCCAUUCUUAGUGUUCACGCAACUGACAGAGAUCUGGGCACCAACGCAGAGAUCGUUUAUUCAAUCGUUUCUGGUGGCAAAGAUGACUUUAGUAUUGCCGGAUCGACAGGUGAAAUCAGAGCAAAAGGUAGCUUAGAUAGAGAGGAACAGGCUGAAUACAACUUGAAAGUUAUGGCUGCUGACAAAGGCUCUCCUACGCUAAGCUCAGUUGUCAUGGUGAACGUGAAAAUCAACGAUCUUAAUGACAAUUCUCCACAGUUUGAAAAAUCAGCUUAUUCAAUCUCUAUCGCAGAGAAUACUGGUGUGUCUGCCCGACUUCUUGCUGUUAAAGCAACAGAUGAAGACGAAGGAGAGAACGGAAGAGUGACGUAUAAAAUAGUUUCAGGUUCUACCAGCGAUUUUAGAAUUAAUGAUACAACAGGAGAAGUGUUUACCAAAAUAAACUUGGACCGGGAAACAAAAGGUAGCCAUCAAAUCACAAUUAAAGCUACUGACCAUGGCGUGAAACCACUGAGUAAUUCAGUUGUCAUGACAAUUACAGUAACUGAUAUGAAUGAUAACAAUCCGAUUAUAACAUUUCCAACCAAACUUGCUGCUGUCAACGAAAGUUCACCAGAGCUGUACAAGGUUGGAACUAUCCAAGCCACAGACAGAGAUAUUGGUGUAAACCGUCAACUCGUGUACGGCAUUCAAGACGAAGCCAAUCUUUUUGGUAUCAAUCCUAACAGCGGUGAAGUCUACUUGACAGGUAUGCUCGACCGCGAGAACAAACCCAGACAUCUGGUGACAGUGACUGUCCAUGAUAAAGGCGUACCACAGCUUGACGCUACAAAGAGUUACAAUGUGAUCGUACUGGAUGCUAACGAUAAUAAGCCUGAUUUUAUAUCGGCCAAAUACGCAGGAUCUGUGGAGGAGAACAAAGCUGGACGCAACAAGUUGUUCACCGUAAAAGCUGAUGAUAAGGAUAUUGGUGAAAAUGCCAUCGUGUCCUACUCCAUUGUAGAUGAUCAGCAAGGCUUAUUUGAGAUUGACCAAUCAGGUCAAGUUUUUGUUGUCAAGGAAACUGAUUUCGAGAAAAAAUUCUCGUAUUCGUUAACAAUCAAGGCUUCUGAUUGGAAGUUUAAUACCACGGUUGAUGCUGAAAUCACCAUUAUCGAUGUGAAUGACAACAAUCCUAUUUUCGUACAAUCAACAUACACAAAAGUGAUCGCUGAAAACAGUAAUCUUGGCGCGUCAGUGUUGACAGUAGCAGCAACAGAUGUUGAUCCUUUUGGUGAUUUAAUUUACUAUUUUGACAAAACUGCAGAAACUCUCCCUUUUGAUAUAGACAGUAGAACAGGCGUGAUAACGGUAGCCGGUUUAUUAGACUACGAAGUCCAAAAAAAGUAUACUUUCAAAGUUAUGGCAAACGACAGCGGUACGCCACAGUUGACGGGUAACUGUACCGUCGCGAUCUCUAUCAGCGACGUCAAUGACAACCAACCAGAAUUCUCGAAUUACACAAAGACGGUUGCUGUGAAAGAAAAUCAAAAAGCCGGUAUAUUUGUUGCAACUUUGACGGCAACUGAUAAAGAUAGCGGCUUGAACGGUGUCGUGAAGUACUACGAAUCCACAAUAGGUGGACAGAAAAGCAAAGAUUUUGAAAUCUUACCUGACACCGGCGAAGUAAAGACUAUUCGAUCUUUCGAUCGCGAGGUGGAAGCUACGUUACAAUUCGUAGUAUAUGCGAUAGAUCAAGGAAAAGACAGGCAGCUAAAGUCCAAGGAGUUCUUUCUUACAGUGAACAUACUAGAUGAAAACGAUAACUCGCCGAUAUGGAAAGAGCAAAACUACAAAGUGGACAUUUUAGAAUCAGCUGCUGUUGGAGAGCAGGUCAUCAGCGUGAAAGCUACAGACUUAGAUCAAGCGCAGAACGGUCGAGUAUCUUACGAAAUUGUCGAUACUAGUGGACAAUUUGGCAUUGAAGCUGAUUCAGGUGUUGUUCACGUUAAAACCGGUUUGGAUCGAGAAACACGUGACUCGUAUACUUUAAAACUGAUCGCUAGAGAUAACGGUACCACUUCUCGCAGCGCGGAGAACACAUUGAAUAUCACCAUUUUAGACGUCAACGAUAAUUCUCCUCUGGUUGAUCCUACCACCCUAACCGGACACGUAUUCGAAAAUAAACCCGGACAAACUACUAUAGUUAGGGUGAAAGCAACAGAUCGUGAUAUCGGCAAGAAUGCGCAAAUUGAGUAUUCGAUGUCAAACAAUGACUUGUUCUCAAUUGAUGCAGUAUCUGGACGUGUACAAACAUUGAGACCUUUGGAUCGAGAGGAAAAAGAUAAAUAUAACUUGGAAAUUACAGUUUACGACAAAGGUGUACCGCGGCGUCAAACCAACGCUAUUCUUAACAUCACAGUACUUGAUGUCGACGAUAACUGUCCGAUAUUUGCAGCUAACGUUUAUAACGCUAACGUUGAAGAGAAUGCAGACUUUGGCACAUUUGUAUUGCAAGUGUCGGCGACAGAUGCGGAUAUUGGUACUAAUGCUAUAUUAAAUUAUGGAGUUUUUGAAACCAACGGUCCGUUCACGAUUAAUCAAGAUAGUGGCAAUAUUACGGUAGCCGGAGACGUAGAUUUGGAAUACACACAAACGUAUUAUAUGAAAAUUAGGGCUGGCUCAUUGACGUGUGGAAUAAAAGUUAACGGAACUAACGUCGGAGAAGGUGGAAAAACUGACAACCAAAACUACACUUUGACCUAUGUUUACGUCACCGUUAUUGACAAGAAUGAUAAUAGCCCGGUUUUCCGAAACGGGAAGGAAAAAAUCCACUUUAAUCGGAUUGACAUGAUUCACUUAAUCACGCUUAAUGCUACUGAUGAUGAUUCAGGUCCUGGUGGAGAGGUUGCAUAUCGCCUUGCAGAAACAAAGCAACAAAAUGUGAACGGAACAAUCGAAAACUAUGUGGUUGUGGAGGCUUACGAUCACGCUCCUACUCCUCUUGUCUCAAACCAGACUUUAGUUGUGGUGAAUGACAUACGCUGUGAUCGAAUGCUGUUCGAAGUUUCGCAAAAUGGUAGCGUGACUGUGAAAGCAUUGUGUUCACUAACGAACACGAAAACAUCUAUCAAUUUGCUGGUAGGCGAAACUUUAGAUUUGGAAUGUAAAACUACCGGCAACGUCAACGACGUGAAAUACAGAUGGGUAAAAGACGGCAACGUUGUGUCGACAUGGAGUAAAAGUGGAAAACUUCAGAUAGAAGAUGUCCAGCAGAAUCAAGAAGGUGUCUAUGCCUGCGUGGCCUCCAGUGUUGCGGGCGUUAUCCAAUCCACAGCCACGGAAGUUGUUGUACAAGAAAAACCAGUCAUUGUCAAACAACCAAUUUCACAAACAGUCGGCAUCGACGGUACAGUUAUUCUGAAAAUCGCUGCUUCAGGUGAUCCAAUUCCCACAUACCAGUGGUACAGAGACGGUAGUAAGUACAAGGGGUAUACAUCCAGUAACCUUACAUUGAGAGACACCAUUCAAGCUGAUUCGGGAAAAUACUACUGCAUCGUCGAGAAUUCAGUUGGCUCCGUGAAGUCGGAUGAAGUAAAGCUUCGCGUUGUUGACCAUUCAACCGUGGUGGUAAUGAAGGUUGCUAUUGACAAACCAGAUUUAAAGCAAAAUUGUCAAAAUUUCAUCAUAGAAGAUUUUGAGAAAAGUUUAACGGGUGUCAUAACAAACAAACUGGUGGUUACAGAACAUCCGAAACUCGAUCCGAAAUUCUGUAAAAUUACGGCCUGCAGUAGGAAUCCUUGUUCAAACGGUGGUACUUGCUCUGUAACAGAGACUGGAUUUAUGUGUGUUUGCCCAACGUCUUGGACUGGUGAUAAUUGCGAAAGGGAUUUAAAUGAGUGCAACCAAGGCUCCUCAAUAUGUUAUGGUAAUAGCACCUGUGCUAAUUUGGAAGGAUCAUACUCAUGCAAGUGUCCAAGCCAUUUAACUGGUCGAAAUUGCGAAUACUCCACAGAUGCCUGUAAAGCAAAUCUAUGCGAUAAAUCCAGUGACUUGUGUGUGGCGUCACAGAACAGAAACCGUUCGUGCGUUAAGAAAUCCACCGAGGUCACACUCAACAUUAACUCGAAAUCAUUCACGCCAUGGAACGAUCAAAAUCGAUUUGUUUUGGAAGAAAUGCUCAACCAGAUCAUAAAGACAAGAAAGGCUCAGCGCACGACGAGUCGCCGUAAACGUAGAAAUACAGGUAACUCGGUAGAUUUUGGUGUGUGCACGAUCCAUAUCACCAACCACGAAGUCGUUAGUGCAACCGAAAGCAAGAUCAAACUGGCUUUAGACUGUUAUGGGUCAAAUGAUACAGUAUUAAUCACGUUAACACCAAAGCUUCUCGUUGAUUUGUGCGGUCAGUUACUUGGAGCAGGUAACACCCUCCUCCAGUGUGGUCAGCCAGGCUCAAUGACCAAAAAAGAAGUGAAAAAAACUGACCCAGCGACUGUAGAUAUUCACGUUGUGAUUGAGGACAAAAAGACAGGCAAGGCUCUUCCCGCAGAAGAAGCCAUCGAUUUGUUGGAAAAGAAGAAGGACCAAUUUCCUUCUAGUUAUAACAUGUUAAGCGCAAAUGGUAGAGGUAAAAGAACACAGGAGGAGAAAAAAAAGAACACGGUUGUUAUUGCUGUUGUUGUUUGCUUAUGUCUAGCACUAGUAGCUGCGGUUGCCAUUUUUCUUUUCGUCAGACAUAAAAAUCAAAGUCGAGGUAAAGGGACUGACGUCAUGCAUCAACGUUCAGUUAUGUUGCGUAGUGAUCCGACGAGUUCUUCACAGCUUGUGCCUCGAGGAAGUGUAGAUGACGGCAUACCGAACGAAAAUUUGGCCUACAACGACGACGAUGAAGAAAUAAAUAACGGCACGUUUAUGUUCGAAAUGCCGGCAAAUUUGAAAGCGUCAAACAAAAAAACAGAGGACAUUGAGAAAGUUGGAUGGUAUCAUGGCGAGGUUAGCGAAACAAGCGUUGAAAAACUUUUAUCCCAAUGUAAUGAAGCAGGCACCUAUUUGCUUUACAAAAACGCAUCGAAAGAGUACGUUCUUGGCGUAAAAGCGUCGCCUGGAGGACCCUCAGUGCACCACUUCUCAAUCAAUAUUCCUAGCGAAGGAAGGUUCAACGUCCAGUUUGGUUCAAUGGACCCUAUGACAUUUAAUAGCGUUUCUCGUCUUAUCGAAUAUUACAGUGUUCAUACAAUAUCCUUUGACGACGACAUGAUACCCGAUGUCGUUCUUACGUCGCCAUUGCUUAAGUCAGCGCUGUAAAUAAGGAAUAGUGGGAGAACAUUUAAACAUAAGAAAUGACUUACUCGAGACUCGAUUAUCUAAAUUACACCAGGCAAGCGAGACAAAAAAAAACAAUUCGGUUACUCACCGCUGGAUUUUAUAAAAAUGAAGCAAAACAAAAAAAUCAGAACUUCUUUGUAUGUUUAGUAAUAUGAGUGGUCUGUUAUUGUAAGGAAUUAAAUGUAUAUAAACGAAUUUUUAUGUAAAUGUAAUUUUGUUCGAAGAGAAUUGAUAUAUUAAA
This is a messenger RNA of Hydractinia symbiolongicarpus, 11263 nucleotides long. Its product is annotated as protocadherin Fat 4-like. Gene Ontology annotation, molecular function: calcium ion binding. The record is from RefSeq and is a predicted model, not a curated record. Gene Ontology annotation, biological process: multicellular organism development; homophilic cell-cell adhesion; cell-cell signaling. Lineage: Eukaryota; Metazoa; Cnidaria; Hydrozoa; Anthoathecata; Hydractiniidae. The transcript has 28 exons. The coding region runs from base 478 to 11001 and encodes 3507 amino acids. Gene Ontology annotation, cellular component: plasma membrane.